AAGAGACAAUUGAGUCCUGAAGAUCAUAUUCGAGGAGCAAGUAAACUUCAUUCAUCAUGGCAAGUGACAGUCAAGAAAAAAGUUCUUCAAAAACCGCUUCAGACCGAAUAUCCCAAGUCACCGGUCACAUUUCCAACACAUGCCCAAAACGUCGAGGUCCUAAGACCAAAAACGAUCUCCCAGCCGAUUAUUCAGAUAUUCUCGGAACAAUCUCCUCACUAAAACAAAUAGCCAGUACACCUGAUCUCACCAAUAAAGGUUAUAUUCGUCAAAAGCAAGCCGGGAAACUCUGGGUCCGGGAACGUGUUCUUCAACUACUUGAUAAAGAUAGUUUUCGAGAAGUAGGUUCUGUUUCUGGGACUGUUGUAUGGAAGAAAUUAGAUGCAAUUGAAGGAAACGGCCAAAAAGAGGAGCCGGUUUCUUAUAUACCGAGUAAUAAUGUGCAAGGUUUCGGAUUGUUGAGGGGAAGGAAAGUACUAUUUACAGCAGAUGACUUUAGUAUCCGCGCUGGUCAUGCGGAUGGUGCGUUGAUGGAAAAGACGAUUUAUAUAGAGAAGUUAGCUGUUGCAUUGAGGCUACCAAUUAUCAAAUUGGUAGAUGGGUCUUCAGGAGGAGGUUCAGUUACGACUAUUCGCAAAGAUGGGUAUUCGUAUAUACCGCCCAUGCCAUCUUUUAAUCAUGUGGUGCAGCAACUGAAUAUGGGAAUUCCAAACCUAGGAGCUGUGUUAGGACCAGCUAUAGGACUUGGGGCUGCUAGAGUUGUUGCGUGUCACUUUUCGGUUAUGGCUGCCGAUGUUGGAGCAUUGUUUAAUGCAGGACCGAAAGUUGUUGCUGGUGAGUUUAUUAUACUUGUGAAAAAAAAGAUGUUAAAUAAUAAUAGGAGCAACAUUUGAGGAAGGACUUACAUUUACGGAGCUUGGUGGACCCAGUAUGCAUUGUACAAAUGGUACAAUUGACAACAUGGCAGCAAAUGAGCAAGAAUGUUUUGAGCAAUUGCGGGCUAUUUUGAGUUAUUUGCCAAACUCUGGGGCUUCUCUACCACCUGCUGUAAGCACUGAAGAUCCGGCCGACCGACUUUGUGGGGAGCUACGUACAAUUAUUCCACGUCGGAAAGCAAGAAUGUACGAUCCGCGAAAGAUCAUAACGACUGUAGUUGAUACAGAAAGCUGGUUCGAAAUCGGAGCACUUUGGGGAACCACUGCAAUUGUUGGUCUUGCCAGACUUGCCGGUCGGCCUAUUGGAAUCAUAUCAUUAAAUUGUGAAAUAAACGCCGGAGCACUUGAUGCUGCUGGAAGCCAAAAGAUCACACGGCAUCUAAAAUUCUGCGAUAUUUUUAAUAUUCCUAUAUUACAAUUUGUCGACAUCCCAGGUUAUGCAAUUGGAACAGUAGCAGAAAGAACAGCGACCAUGAGACAUGGAGUAGCACUUGCGACGACAUAUUAUUCUACGACGACUCCAGUUUUCAGCGUUGUGACGAGAAAAGCAUAUGGUGUAGCUGGUGGAAUAAUGCUUGAUUGUAGAGAUCCUCGUUUUCGCGUGGCCUGGCCAAGUGGUGAAUGGGGAAGUCUUCCAUUAGAUGGAGGUAUUGAAGUUGGACAUGCUGCAGAAUUGAAAGCAGCGGGAGCCAAUGGGAAUCGGGAGGAGAGAUAUAAAGAGCUAGAAGAAGAAUAUACUCGAUUAAUGAAUCCAGUCAGAACAGCAAAUGCGUUUGGUGUUGAAGAGAUCAUAGAUCCUGCUGUUACCAGACAGGUUGUUUGUGAAUGGUCGAAGCAUGUGUAAGUGAUAUUCUCUUCUGAAAUUUGUGGUAGUAGCUAAUGUGAGAUAGAUAUGAGGAAUUGUUGCCCAUCAGACUUUUGGAUCGAGCAAACGGAAAGAUCCAUCCAAUCUUCUACUAAAAGGAAAAGUCGACGCCAUUGACCGGCCAGAUUUUCCGCCCUGUCAAUAAAUUUGAGUAGUGGCCCGGUCAGGAUAAUUGACGAACCUCCCAGACCUCAAUUCAGGACAGUCCGAAGCUUUCUGGUUUCUUGAUUGGUUGUGAAAAGCAAAAUACAUACACCGUAGACAGGAAUAAAUGAGAGCACGUGCAAUGAUCUUGCCCCUGCAUCGAAUAUUCUUCGUUUCUUCACUGAUGACGGGGCGCAGACAUACGGAACGGAAGCACAUGAGUGGCUUGUCCUAUUGGAACAACCAACAUUCUCAUGAACAAAUACAAUCAAAUCUGACUCAUGGUAUGAAACAUCCCCACACAAAUUGCGAGGUAGAAAAUGGCACACGUCUCAUCUGAUAUACCACAACGAAUCACUUUGUAUCAGCGCAGAGUAGAUCAAACCAAAAAUACCAAGGCACACGCAAUAUCACACAAGAUAGGUUUUGCGUCUGAAAAUUAAUUAUGAUAGCAGGGGAAAUAUAAUAUUGGAGGACUAAAAGAAA
Molecule: messenger RNA, 2430 nt
Organism: Sclerotinia trifoliorum
Lineage: Eukaryota; Fungi; Ascomycota; Leotiomycetes; Helotiales; Sclerotiniaceae
Source: the annotation of a GenBank genome assembly